AAGCCACGGAACCGUCCUGGGUCGGCAAUAUCAUCAAACGCCGUGGCCCGCCACAAAGCAAAGUUAUGACAGCGUCGGAGUUCCGAGAGACCGUAAGACUGUCGGAGAGGGAUUACGGGAUCUGCAGUUACAUGGAUGUAAGGAGCUGGAGACUGAAGGGAAAGGACUACAACUCCCAAAGCGCCGUUGCUAAGAGGCAAUUGGCCGCUCUGAUCCGUCGUUUCCGUGUGUGUGAGCUCACGACCCUGGUAGCUUUGACAGACCGAGAAGAAGGGAAACUAGCCCAGUCUCAGAACAAGGCUUUGAGCUCCCUGGAAAUCUGGAAGCACCUGUUUGCUGCAGUGUCUACAGAAGACAACAGUCCAUUGUUGCAAUAAAAUGGCAGAUGAGGAGACCAAUUUGGUUUCCACAGAUCUCCUGCCUCUAACAGACCCGAACCAUGAAACCAGAUUAUUCAAUGAUGUAAUAUCCAUCGGUGAAACUGAUUCAGAAAAUAACCCACAGUCACUUAAUUCUAUGUCACAUGUUGAUGAAUCUGAUCCAGGUGUCUGGGAGCUGGAUGACUCACUUGUUGAACCGCAAUGUGAUUACGUGCCAGAUCAUUCUCUGACCACUGGAAAUAGUCCACCAUUGCAGCUGUUUCAGUUACGGGGAACUAGUUCUGGGUUCACUUCACGCAGUCACAGAAUAUUCAGUGGCUUGGAGAAUGCAGUAAAAUUUGAUGCUUCUCAGUCCAAGGACAAGAAGAUCAUUGAAGGAGAAUUCAAAUGUCCACCAUAUCAAGCUUCUCAGGGAAAGAUGACAGAAGGUUCUCCUUCAGAGAGAAUGAUAGUCACGGUACCAGCCAGAGCAAAGCAGAGUACUGUCUUGUGUAAAAAGCCACACUCUGUCCCAGACUUUCUUCUGCAUCCAGAACGCUGGACAAAAUACAGCUUGGAAGAUGUUCCAGAAAUGAGCAAUAAGAAAAAUACAGCAGUGGCGUUUGAGUUCAUGGGUGUUCUGAAAAAACGAAAAAAAGAAAAAAAUACAGACAUGCAGCAAGACCUAAUUGAAGACCUAACAGACUUCAAUGAAAGCUCCAGUUCCUGUUUCAAUCAAAAAUCUGACAGUGGUGUUGGUAAAAUCCUUUUCAGAAAGCCAUCAAAACCAAAGGUAACAGAAUGGGAUAGUCCUGGCAAAAAGGUUGAUGUGAUCAAGAAGAGAGAAAAGAGAGGUGAACUCAGUUCAGUAGAACUGGCACUUUCAGAUUGCAGUGAAGUCCAGGAUGCAGAAGCUUGGUGGCACGAUAAAGAUGCAGCGGAGCUGUCAAAGGACAGGAAACAGAUGACAACAGAAGAGAAGGAGCAAAAAUCAGUCAUAUUUCACAAUGUAAGAAAGAGAAAUCGGAAGAAUAUUCGAAUGAAAUUGAAUAAAGACAGCGAGGAUGACUAAUAACCACAUGUUUGAUUUUAAAUGGAUUAUCUUAAAAUCAAUAUUUAGUUAAAUAUUCCUUUGACAGGGCUGUCGCCUUUUAGGCCAUGCUCCAAGUUUCCCAGGAAGGUAGUAUUAAUUUUCUACAGUUAACUAAUGUUUGUGUUCACAGGUGUAUGUUGUAGUGGGGUUGGGGAGGGUUUGGAGUGUGAUGUAGAGGUGGUGAGGGAGGGAGAGGCAGGAGAAGUUCUAAAUGGGUCAGGUUUGUGAUGGAAAGGAGGGAAAUGAUGUAUGAUCCUGAACUGUAGUAAAAGUAAAAUGUACAGUAUGUAUAAACACUUUAUGCUUCAAGUGACAAGAACUGCAAUGUUAUUUUGAAACCCAGACGAAAAGAAUGAAGUCCUAACAUGAGAUUCUGUUGUUUGUCAAUUAUUAGUAGAUAAAAUUUCAAAUAAAAUUAAUCUACAAGUAGGUAUUUGUGACAUGACCAACUUUUAUUGUCCACCUCUCAUUGCUUUUGGUUCUAAUCAAGCAGUCAGUAAUGCUUGAGAAGUGCUGAGCUUAGAAUUCACUUGGGUUUUCCAUCACACUGACUUUUACCUGUAGACAAUAAAAGGGUUU
Molecule: messenger RNA, 2031 nt
Organism: Mobula hypostoma (lesser devil ray)
Lineage: Eukaryota; Metazoa; Chordata; Chondrichthyes; Myliobatiformes; Myliobatidae
Gene: tssc4
Product: tumor suppressing subtransferable candidate 4
Exons: 3
Coding region: 379-1431 (350 amino acids)
Source: RefSeq, a predicted model, not a curated record